Guyanagaster necrorhizus is the source of this 3075-nucleotide messenger RNA. Its product is annotated as ARM repeat-containing protein. Gene Ontology annotation, molecular function: small GTPase binding. The record is from RefSeq and is a predicted model, not a curated record. The transcript is spliced from 21 exons. Gene Ontology annotation, cellular component: nuclear envelope; cytosol. Gene Ontology annotation, biological process: protein import into nucleus. Bases 1 to 3075 code for a protein of 1024 amino acids. Lineage: Eukaryota; Fungi; Basidiomycota; Agaricomycetes; Agaricales; Physalacriaceae.
AUGGACUUGCAAAUGUUAUCUAGCCUAUUCGCCACGACCUUCAAUCCAGACCCUAAUAUACGAAAAUCCGCUGAGCUUGAAAUUCGCAAGGUGGGCAACCAGAAUGGCAUGAUUACCGCCCUUCUCCAGAUUAUCGCCACCGACAGCAUCGACCUCCCCAUUCGCCAGGCCUGUGCAGUGUGGGUCAAAAACCGCGUUUUCACCCACUACUCAAACGACAAAAAAGGCGGCAUUUCGCAGACUGAUCGCGAAGCAUUGCGCUCAAAUCUACUCCAUCUUAUCGCUGCAGCACCUUCGCGGAGCAUCGGCCUCCAACUUGCCAACGUACUCAAACUUGUAAUUUGUCGCGAUUUCCCCCAUAAAUGGCCCGGACUCCUGGACGAAAUUAAGCGGUUGCUGGCGAGCUCAGAAAUCAGGGAAGUUCAUGCUGGAUGUGUGGCGGCGCUCGAAACAGUGAGAGCUUUCAGAUUCAUCCAGAACAAUGAAGUCUUACCCAGUGUCAUCCCAGAAAUCUUCCCUACCCUUGUUAACAUCGCAUCCCAUAUGAUGCAAACGCCCCCAACCACAUCACAAGACAUACCCGCCAUGCUCCAUCUCAUCUUGAAGACUUAUAAGACGAGUAUUGUCAUGUCUCUAAGCGCUCAUCAGCAGAGCGCCGAGAGUAUCGUUCCUUGGGGCCAACUAUUCUUUUCUAUCGUCAACCUUCAAAUACCGAGCGCUGUCGUGCCUGAAGAUGAAGAAGAGCGAGAGCGUGCAGAAUGGUGGAAAACUAAGAAAUGGGCAUAUGCUAUCCUCGGGCGCUUAUUCCAUCGCUAUGGCAACCCUUCUCAGCUCCCGAGCACGAUGCAAAACUAUUCCAGAUUUGCACAUCAUUUUGUGACUACGUUUGCCCCGGAGAUACUGAACGUCUACUUCCGUCAAGUAGACCUGUUCGUAUCGGGACAGGCGUGGUUGUCACAAAAGUGUCAAUAUCAAAUAUUUACAUUCUUCAGCGAAUGUGUCAAGCCCAAAUCUACAUGGGCCCUUCUCAAACCUCAUUUUGAGACCCUUGUUUCCUCUUUCGUAUUCCCUCAGUUGUCUUUUAAUACCACAAAGCAGAAUCUAUGGGAGAACGACCCGGUUGACUAUGUCAGGAUCUCAGUUGAUGAAUACGAGAGUUUUGCUACUCCAGUCUCCGCGGCGACCACGUUCUUGUUUGGCCUCGCCACCAACAGAACCAACACUACGUUCCUACCCAUUUUGUCGUUCAUUAAUUCCGUACUUCAAUCCAAUGCAUCUGCGACGCAACGUUUCGGCGCGCUGAACAUGGCCGCGGCGCUCGGGCCCUGGAUGAUGAAACAUCCUACAGUCAAGGACAAUAUGGAGACCUUUAUAAUGCAAUACGUGACUCCCCAGUUAAGCAGUCCGGAGCCUUAUUUGCGAGCCAUUACAUGUGAAGUCAUAGGCACUGUGGUGAAGAACCGCCUACAAUGGACUAGUGAAGAGCAUCUUCAUACCAAUUUCACUGCCGUCGUCGCUGCGAUGGAUGACCCGGAAUUCCCGGUCAGGGUUCAGGCGUGUCUCGCCCUUACGGAGAUGGUGGUCGCCUAUGACUCUGUGAAAACUGCCGUAGCACCUCAAGUGAGCAAAGUCAUUCAAAGCCUACUCAAGCUGGCGGACGAGAGUGACCUGGAUAUCUUGAACCACAGUAUGGAUGUAAUGGUUGAUCAAUACCAAACGGAGUUACUUCCCGUCGCGGCUCAGUUGACUGAACGAUUGUGCGAUUCUUACCUGCGUUUGGCAAGAGAGACCAUCGCCCAGGAUUCGGAAGCGGACGGGAUGGAUCUCGAAUCCUUGAUGUCCACAGGGGAAGAUGACAAGACGUAUUACGCUAUGGGCAUCGCGAAGACAAUCUGGACGGUCAUCAAUUCCAUAGAGAGUGCGCCCGAAAUCCUGGCGCAGGUUCAGGAGAUUGUGAUUCCCAUUGUCACGUUCACAUUGGAGAACAAGUUUCUUGAUCUUUUCGACAGCAUGUACGAGCUGGUGGACAGCUUGACUUUUAAGCUCCGGGCGAUAUCUCCGAGCAUGUGGCCGGUGUUUGAAUUAACAUACAAACAGUUCAAAUCCGAUGCGGUGGAUUACCUAGAAGAAAUGUUGCCUUCUCUGGAUAAUUUCGUCUCGUUUGGGAGCGAAGUGAUUAGGAAUCGGGCUGAUUACAAGCGGAUGCUCGUGGACAUCUACACGACCUCGAUCGUGAACGAGCAUUUGGGUGAAAAUGAUCGGGUGAACGGAUGCAAGCUGGCCGAAUCUGUGCUGUUGAACCUGCGCGGAAGCGUUGACGAUGCUCUGCAACCGUUCAUUAUCACUGCCUUGGAUCAGCUGGACAAAACGGAGACCCCUGCCCUUCGUCUGGCGAACCUCGAAGUAUUGAUCAACGCGAUUCUAUACAAUCCCACCGCCACGCUUCACAUCAUGGAGACGUCCCGACCUGGACUGACGCGUGUGUUUCUGGACAAAUGGUUCGCCGCUAUCAACUCUGAGAAUCAGCUGCCGCGGGUGCAUGACAAACGGCUGAGCAUCCUUGCGUUGUCUGCGCUAAUCGAAAUGGACCCGAGCGGUAUCCCUGAAAGUGUCCAACAGGGAUGGCCAGGCAUCCUGGGUGGGAUCCUGAAGCUGUUUAGAGACUUUCCCAAGGCUGUCGAAGCGCGUAAGGCUCUGGAAGAAGCUCUUCAGGAAGAUGAAGAUGAGGAUGAUGUUUAUGACGAGAAGUCCCUGAACCUGAACGAAGAUGAUGAGGACGUCUGGGAUGAAGAUUCAGCGUAUCUGGAAAUGUUGGCUAAAGAGGGCGCCCGAUUGAGGGAGAGAUCUGCUGGAGAGGAAGAGUACGACGAUGAGGAGGAUGAGGAUAUCGAGGAGGAGUUGGGGUACUAUAGUCCGUUGGAUAACGUCAAUCCGUAUGUUUCGUUCCAGCAAGCUCUGACUGCGUUCCAAAUGAAAAGUGGCAAUGUGUAUCAGGCAGCCACGACGUCUUUGACGGUAGAACAACAGACGGUGCUGAUGGAGGUGAUGAAAGUGGCGGAUGCGGUAUCGAAAUGA